GACGAACUCUGACCUUAUGACGUCAGUUUGAGCAGAGCGCGCGAGGGUCAAGCUCAAAACAGCAGCAGCCAAGUUGGAGUCCCAACAAAGUGCCCUUAUCACCGAUGGCCACCAAGGUUUUAUCAUGUGUGAAAGAGUUUUUUAAUACACUCAGGGCUCUUCAAGAAGAUAAAAACAAUGAUUCGUGCACUUAUGAGGAUGAAAUCCGAAUAUGGAAGAAGGAUGGAAACAGAAUUGCAGCGCUGAGUUUGGACUACGGGGACCAGGAAGUCUUUAUUUGUGAAAAAACAGUUCCUAAACUGAACGACUCUGGUGAAGAAUCGUCGUUUGAGACAUCAAACUGCACUGAUGGCGAUGUGUUGACUGCGCUUCAACCGGAACUGGCACCACAGCCUCUCACCAUCAGAAAAGCAAGGCAGCUGCUAUCUUGGUACACGUUAUCUCAAAAUGCCAACGUUCAUUCUGUGGAUGAUCCUGCGCUGCGCCCUUUGUGGGUACGAUGUGACAUGUCAGAUCCAGCUCGUACAAUCUGGUUUGGAGCUGAAGGUGUCUGUGUGGCCAAUAAAGUUUGUGGUGUCAAAUUAUACUCUGUCACAUUCACAGGCCCUGUUGUGAACAAAAGCGCACUCAUAACUUUAGAUGAGCUAAAAAGAGAGCACAAGAAAAGGCACCACCCAUCCACGAUGGCAAUUAAAGGAAAUGCCAAGUUCGUCCUGCUUGGCUCAACUGUCGUUGAAAACACUACAAUUGAAUCACAAAGUAGCGUGACAGUGGAUUUCACGUGGAGCCACGUUGAGAGUGUCCUUGAGACACCCCCGCUGUCUUCUACAGCCACACUAAAUAUCAAAGUUGCUAGUGGAGACACGAGGACCCCAAUGUUUGCAAUGUUCAGGGAGCUACAGUUUCUUCAGAUUCUUGCUGAUGGCUUGAGAACUGGUAAGAUGGAGUGGUUGGAUCCUUUGGAAAGCAAGUCGGCAGUGGAUCUGACCAAGGAAUACCUUGAAGAGCUACAGAGCCCCAUAAAGUUGCAACAAGAACAGGCUUCCAAACCAGCAGAGACAAACCCUGAAAGCGACCCUCCACUUUUUAACUCUUUACUGGAACGAGGCGAUUUGGAUUUUGUGGAGCAGCUGUGGGUUCACAUGCAAAAGAGUGUGACAUGCUAUCAAGACAUUGGAGACAGCUUGAAAUUGGUCAUCGAGGCCCUGACUUACGGUUACAUCAAGCCUUGGAUUCACAGAGACAAUAGCAGCUCUCUCAGCAAGCUCAUCCUGCAGUCCUACCACCAGAAGAUCGAGCGUGUAUCGCUUACAGGCCUCACGCCUGUCCAAAUGUUGUUAGAAAUGGGCCUGGACAAGAUGAGGAAAGAUUACUUCAACUACCUCAUUGAGGAAGAACUGACAACGGCAAACAACUUGUGUUAUUACCUGAGCACAGAGGUUGAUCUUCAGGAGCAGUUUGUCCGAUUGAAGAAACUGCACCAUCUGCUGGAAAUAGUUGUGACCUGCACCACAUUCCUGGGUUUGCCCAAGGACAGACUCUUACUCCUUACAAAGUUGUGUUUACAGCACUACAAAAUAUCCCCCUAUAAUGAGAAGCAUGAGUUCAAACUGAAAAUCAAACCGGAAUUGAUCACUCAUUUCUACCAGAAAGAGCAUCCAGCGGUGUGGGGAGUGGACGUGUCAAGUGGGCAAGGGCCUCACAAGGUCACAACAUCCUUAAAAGUCAGUGACAGACCACUGGUUGAUCACGUCAUCUCAGAAGGUGAUUAUUCAAACGAAACAGCGAACGAUGACAGCACAGAGCCUGUCUGCUUCUCCACCUUGGUGUGCUGCAGCCUUGUCAACUUUGCCUGAAUGUAACACAACAUACCAAUAGAAGAGGUGUUUUUUUUCUCAUUAGUGUUCUCUUUAGGUUAAGUAGCACCGCAAACCUCACAGGAUUUAGUUUUUUGCAAGUCCUACAACCAAAACAAGGCAAUUGGGGAUAUUUCACAGCAAUGUUUUAAUGGGAAGAUUAAAAAUUUUGCAGCUUUGUUAUAGCAAACACUGUUUCCACAUCAAAUUGAAAUUCAGUCAAAAUAACAUUUUUAUGUUAACACACAAUCCAUUAAAUAUCUGUUCCACUUC
Molecule: messenger RNA, 2129 nt
Organism: Phyllopteryx taeniolatus (common seadragon)
Lineage: Eukaryota; Metazoa; Chordata; Actinopteri; Syngnathiformes; Syngnathidae
Gene: zwilch
Product: zwilch kinetochore protein
Exons: 18
Coding region: 105-1856 (583 amino acids)
Biological process (GO): protein localization to kinetochore; mitotic spindle assembly checkpoint signaling
Cellular component (GO): RZZ complex
Source: RefSeq, a predicted model, not a curated record